GGGCGGGCCCGCUGCUGGAGGCGCCCGGGCCCAGGGCGGGGGUUGUGGCAGCAGCUGCAGCAGCGGCGGCGGCAACGGCGCCAGGAGCUGCUGCUGCAGAGGCGGAGGCUGCUCCUGGACGCGUCCGGGUCGCGCAGCCGGAGUCCCAGCCCGGAGGUGCCGGGCGGUGCGCUGGGUGCUGCGGCUGCUGCCCGCCUGCUGCUGCCCGGGCCCCCGCUGCCACCCGGGCCCCGGCCGCAGCUCGCGCCCCCGUCGACCCCGCCCGCGUGUGUGCCCCAGCCGGGACGCCGCCCCCGGCCCGGUCUCCACUUCUCGGCCGCCCCUCCCAUGACUGCGCCCGCUCGAAGAUGGCUGCGAAGGGCGCGUACGGCUCCCACCUGAAGAUGGAGAGCGAGCUGGAGCGCUGCCGCGCCGAGGGCCACUGGGACCGCAUGCCCGAGCUGGUUCGGCAGAUGCAGGCGCUAGUCAUGCUGGGCGGCGGAGGCGGCCGGCGAGGCAGCCCGAGCGCCGGUUUCACCUCUCUGGACACCGAUGACUUGGGGAAGUUGCUCCUGGCUGAGGCCCUCCUAGAGCAGUGUUUGAAGGGGAACCAUGCCACGAUAAAAGACUCCAUCCCUCUGCUGGAGAAGAAUGAGCCGAAGAUGAAUGAAGCCAGAAACUACCUGAGCAGCAUCCUUAACCACGGGAAGCUGCCGCCGCAGUAUCUGUGUGAGGCCAUGCUGAUCCUGGGCAAGCUGCACUACGUGGAAGGCUCAUACCGAGAUGCCAUCAGCAUGUACGCACGGGCCGGCAUUGACGACAUGUCCAUGGAGAACAAGCCCCUGUAUCAGAUGCGGCUGCUGGCAGAGGCCUUUGUCAUUAAAGGCCUCUCCCUGGAACGCCUGCCCAACUCCAUUGCUUCCCGCCCCCGCCUGACUGAGAGGGAGGAGGAAGUGAUCACCUGUUUUGAGAGAGCCUCCUGGAUCGCUCAGGUGUUCCUGCAGGAACUGGAGAAGGUCACAAGUAACACCACAUCCCGGCACCUGAAAGGCUCGCACCCGGUCGACUACGAGCUCACCUACUUCCUGGAAGCCGCCCUCCAGAGCGCUUACGUGACGCACUUGAAGAAGGGGAACAUCGUGAAAGGCAUGAGGGAGCUCCGGGAGGUGCUGCGCACUGUGGAGACCAAAGCAACUCAGAACUUCAAAGUGAUGGCCGCCAAGCACCUGGCGGGGGUCCUGCUGCACUCCCUGAGUGAGGAGUGCUACUGGAGCCCCCUGUCUCAGCCUCUGCCUGAGUUCAUGAGCAAGGAGGAGAAUUCCUUCAUUACGCAGGCCCUGCGGAAACCUCACCUCUACGAAGGAGACAACCUCUACUGCCCGAAGGAUAACAUUGAGGAAGCCCUGCUGCUGCUCCUCAUCAGCGAGUCCAUGGCCACUCGGGAUGUGGUGCUGAGCCGGGCACCGGAGCAGGAGGAGGACCGGGCCGUGAGCCUGCAGAAUGCGGCGGCCAUCUAUGACCUGCUGAGCAUCACGCUGGGCAGGCGGGGCCAGUAUGUCAUGCUCUCCGAGUGCCUGGAGCGAGCCAUGAAGUUUGCGUUUGGAGAAUUUCACCUCUGGUACCAGGUGGCUCUGUCCAUGGUGGCCUGUGGGAAGUCAUCCUACGCCGUGUCGCUGCUGCGGGAGUGCGUGAAGCUGCGGCCCUCGGACCCCACCGUGCCCCUGAUGGCCGCCAAGGUCUGCAUCGGGUCCCUACAUUGGCUAGAGGAGGCAGAGCGCUUUGCCAUGAUGGUGAUCCACCUUGGGGAGGGAGCCGGGGAGUUCCUGUCCAAGGGCUACCUGGCAUUGGGUCUCACCUACAGCCUGCAGGCCACCGACGCGACUCUGAAAUCCAAGCAAGAUGAAUUGCACCGGAAAGCGCUGCAGACGCUGGAGAGAGCCCAGCAGCUGGCGCCCAGCGACCCCCAGGUCAUCCUGUAUGUCUCCCUGCAGCUGGCCCUCGUCCGCCAGAUCUCCAGCGCCAUGGAGCAGCUGCAGGAGGCUCUGAAAGUGUGCAGGGACGACGCCAAUGCCCUCCAUCUGCUGGCGCUCCUCUUCUCCGCCCAGAAACACUACCAGCACGCCCUGGACGUGAUCAACAUGGCCAUCACGGAGCACCCUGAGAACUUCAACCUGAUGUUCACCAAGGUGAAGCUGGAGCAGAUCCUGAAAGGCCCAGAGGAAGCCCUGGUGACCUGUAGACAGAUGCUGCGGCUGUGGCAGACCCUGUACAGCUUCUCCCAGCUGGGGGGCCUGGAAAAGGAUGGCAGCCUCGGCGAGGGCCUCACGCUGAAGAAACAGAGUGGCAUGCACUUGACUCUGCCUGAUGCCCAUGACGCAGACUCUGGCUCUCGGCGGGCAUCAUCCAUUGCUGCCUCGCGGCUGGAGGAGGCCAUGUCAGAGCUGACCGUGCCCAGCUCGGUCCUGAAGCAGGGCCCCAUGCAGCUGUGGACCACGCUGGAACAGAUCUGGCUCCAGGCUGCCGAGCUGUUCAUGGAGCAGCAGCACCUCAAGGAAGCAGGCUUCUGCAUCCAGGAGGCAGCGGGCCUCUUUCCCACCUCGCAUUCGGUGCUCUACAUGCGGGGCCGGCUGGCCGAGAUGAAGGGCAGGUUGGAGGAGGCCAAGCAGCUAUACAGCGAGGCGCUCACGGUGAAUCCCGACGGCGUGCGUAUCAUGCACAGCCUGGGUCUCAUGCUGAGCCGGCUGGGCCACAAGAGCCUGGCCCAGAAGGUGCUGCGGGACGCCGUGGAGAGGCAGAGCACCUGCCACGAGGCGUGGCAAGGCCUGGGCGAGGUGCUGCAAGCCCAGGGCCAGAGCGAGGCCGCUGUCGACUGCUUUCUCACCGCCCUCGAGCUGGAGGCCAGCAGCCCGGUGCUGCCCUUCUCCAUCAUCCCCAGAGAGCUCUGACACUGCCCACAGCCACGGGGAUGGAGGGAGCGGCCUGGUGGGGGGCAGGCAGGCGAAGGCGAGGAGUAGGGAGCAUGGUCAGGGGAGGUCCAGGGCCUCAGGGAAAUACAUCUCUAGGGAACACAUCUGCUGGCUGCAACCCUGGUUCUCCUCGCCUCCCCCGCCUGACCCUGCUCUCCCUCCAGGGCCAGUGAGGACUGAGAGCUGCUCCUCUAGAGCAGGGUGGACCAGAUUUGCAUCAGAAACAAAUCCCUUGUUCGUUGGGACUCGGACAUCGUGGUGUCUGUGAGCAAGGAAGUAGCUGGCACACGCAUCAACAGGGGGCCACUCCCCAGGGUACCUGUGUAUCGUUUAGGCGUACAGAGUCUGAGGCUUGCAUACCCCCUGUACCUGUCUGGAAGCCCCUGUACUGUACCUGCCUUCAACAUCCCUAACCCUGGGUUCCCCAGCUUUGCACAAGCUCUAGUCUCAAACCUCAGCUCCCAAACACCAAAGACGACCCCCACAAGUUGCCCUCUGGCUGGCCCGAGAGAGUUCUGGGUUCCUUCCUCAGCCCCUUGGAAGACCAUCUGCUUGAACCUAAGUGACUGAGAGGCAUGGUGACUGGACUGGUUCCCUGAGAGCUAGUAGGGGAGCCUCCCAGCUGUACAUCACCGCCCUCCAGGCCUCUGUGCCUGAGGGAGCUCCCUGGCCCUGGUCUCAUACCCCACUCUAAGGUCACCUCCAGAGUGGCCAUGGCUGGAGGGUUUGCUGGCAAGCGGGAAGAGGCUAGGCCUCUGGGGCCUUUCCCAGGUUUAAGUUAGUGGGCGCUGCCUGGCCUGGCCCUUUGUCUGAUGAGGCUGUCGGGCCCUAUUAUGCUUGUCCCCCUCUGUUGCCAAGUGCCUUUAAGGCCUCUGGUGUCUGGCCAGGGGAACUGGGUUCUGGCCCUAGCUAACCUUCCAUUUUUGCCCACCCCAUCUCUCUGGAAGCAUGCCUCGGCUGCCUCCUUAGGCCCUGGGCUGUAGCCCCAAAGAUACACACAUGGCUGCUGGACUCAGCCCUUCCUGAAUACCUUGCAUCAGCACCUCAUUCCUUCAGGGCUUACCUUUCUGGGCAACGGGUACAACAUAGAUGCCUCUGGGGGUUAUGAUACGGAGGCUGGCCUUAACACCUUUCACUAACCACAGCCCAUUCUUGGCUGACUCAAGCUCUGCCCUGGCCAUUUGGUUUCCCCUGCCUGGGGCCAAACAAGGAAGGUGACUAGAGACCCCAGGAGGAGCCAGCCCCUCCUCCCUAGCCAGGCUGGGCUCCGUGUACAUGACACCCUUGUCCACAGGGGUCCUAGGGGCAGGGGGCGGGGGUCUUCCCUGCGGGCUUCCCUAGCCAUGCUGCACAGUGCUCUUGGAAUUCUCCCCAGGAAGUCAGCCUCCACAGGCCCAUCAGGGAAUUCCCUGUGCGCACCUUGAGUUUAGCUUUUAAAGCUCCAUCUGGUGCGUUCCUCACUUGACGGUGUGUGGAAAGGUUGGGCAAGGGCUGCCCAGGUUUGUCAGAGCCAGGGCUGUUCCUUGGAGGGGAGGGGCUGUAGGAGGACACCCCCCUCCCCAACCUCCCGGCCUGGGCUCAGCAUUGCACAACCCCCCAGGUGCUACCAGGACCAGCCUAUACCCCCUUGCCUUCCCGUGCCGGGCCAGGGGACACUACCACCACCAGAUCCUUCUCCCACCUGGGUGAAGGAGGUCUCUGGGUGUAUGUAUGUGUAUAAAUAUAUAUAUAUAUAUAUAUACAUAUGAGAUAGAGAUCUAUUUUUAUUCUGAAAUUCUGUUGGGAAAAAAUUCAACAAGAAAAAGCAGAUGCCAUUGGUCCACAUUGGGGUGCCCAGAGAGGUGGGUAGUGAGUCCGUGGUAAUGCGAAAGGCAAAGCAACACCUGCAUUUUGACUUGAAGCAUUCAUUCCUGAUGGGAGGCCUCGGAGGGCCGGGCAAGUUGCUGACAGCUCAAAGGUCUUGAAUAAAGAGACCCGUGAAGGGAAGGCUGGUUUGUGUGAA
Capra hircus (goat) is the source of this 4947-nucleotide messenger RNA. RefSeq names its product tetratricopeptide repeat domain 7A (gene TTC7A). Gene Ontology annotation, molecular function: protein binding. The coding region runs from base 348 to 2924 and encodes 858 amino acids. Gene Ontology annotation, biological process: protein localization to plasma membrane; phosphatidylinositol phosphate biosynthetic process. The transcript has 20 exons. Gene Ontology annotation, cellular component: plasma membrane. Lineage: Eukaryota; Metazoa; Chordata; Mammalia; Artiodactyla; Bovidae. The record is from RefSeq and is a predicted model, not a curated record.